This is a messenger RNA of Rana temporaria (common frog), 2222 nucleotides long. It is a transcript of the gene PIGW, whose product is annotated as phosphatidylinositol glycan anchor biosynthesis class W. NCBI's taxonomy places the organism in Eukaryota, Metazoa, Chordata, Amphibia, Anura, Ranidae. Gene Ontology annotation, biological process: protein localization to plasma membrane; GPI anchor biosynthetic process. Gene Ontology annotation, molecular function: glucosaminyl-phosphatidylinositol O-acyltransferase activity. The transcript is spliced from 5 exons. The coding region runs from base 538 to 2049 and encodes 503 amino acids. The record is from RefSeq and is a predicted model, not a curated record. Gene Ontology annotation, cellular component: membrane; endoplasmic reticulum.
UUCUGGCAUGUGGGAGACAGGAACAUGAGUAAUGAGGGGGUCGCCCGCCACAUUCAUCGCCGCCAGGGGGCAGACUGUCCAUCUAGCUCACCUACACACAGCGUUAUCUUCUACACACCACCGGUCAGUCACACACCCGUCUACUAUAUAGUAACGAGCGCGCACUGUACCCCUCUACAUGAACCAUGACCCGCUCCGGCACGGCUCAGAAUUCCAAUUCAUACAACUUUAUUGAGACGCGUGAGGCUCACAAUCGUGUCCUUGUAUUGGUCACCUACCUGUGACUUCCCGUGUGCCUCACUCAUGGCAGAGGGGACCCAGAACAAGUUAUCCAGCAAAUGUAGCAGCGUGGGGACGGUCUGGGUCAUAUGAAAGCUGUAUAUCAAUUAGGAAAAAGGUGAACGACUUCCACCAAUCUAGCCAUUCAGUUAGAAUGAUGGCAAUAACAGUUCCUGCAAUCAUGAUCUUUAAUGUGCCUUUCAACUUUUAGUCCACUGUGACAGCCGUCCAUCAACAGAGACAAAGUAAUACAACAGAAUGUCAUCAAAGCAACUUAAGGAAGCAUUUAUAAGAAAUCUCAACGGGACCAGCAUUACAGAGAUCUCAUCAGGCUUGGGUGUAACGACUCUUUCCAUCCUAUUCAGAGGAUUGCUGUUUAUUAGCCUCCGCCGUAAAACUUCUGUGAUAAGCAAAUCAUGGAUAGGUGACUUUUUCAUUGAUUACAUUCUCUUGGUACUUCCACUGGUACUGUCAUGCACCAUCUUCUGUGAUGCCCUACACAUAGUUUUGUUAUGUAUUGUGGCACUUUGCUUGGUGCUGUUUUACCUCAUAAGCACAAAGAGAAAUAAGUCUAUCAAGGCAUCCCUUCAUAGUAUCUGCCAGUCCUUCCUGAAUGCACACGUGGGGAAUGGGACUGUCCCAGCUGUUACAACUUUGCGUGUGUCACUUAAUGUACUCACUGCAGUUUCCAUACUUGGUGUGGAUUUUCCCAUCUUCCCCAGGCGCUAUGCAAAAACAGAGACUUACGGAACUGGGGUGAUGGACAUUGGAGUUGGAUGCUUUAUCUUUGGGAACGCUCUUGUUUCUCCAGAAGCUAGAACACAGGAAAGAGUGGAAUGCUCACAUUUUUUUAGAGUGAAAAAACAGGUUCUGUCAGUAUGGCCACUAAUUGUUCUAGGACUUGCCCGGCUAAUAAGUGUGAAAGCGAUCGACUAUCAAGAACAUGUAACAGAGUAUGGUGUCCACUGGAACUUCUUUUUCACUCUUGCAAUUGUUCGGGUAUUGUCAUCGCUGCUGUUGAGUUUAGUGCCACCUCAAAGAAUCUGGUUUGGAGCUGCCACCAUCAUUGUAGGUUAUCAGUUAUUUUUGGAAGUGACAGAUCUCAAGAGUUUUCUAUUAUACGGCAGUGACGGUCAGGGAACUAGGGUUGGUUUUUUAAAUGCCAACAGAGAAGGUAUUUUUUCUGUAAUUGGUUAUGUUGGAAUAUACAUGAUCGGAGUUCAAGUUGGACUAUAUGUUCUAAAGAAAAGGAUAUUGGUAAAGGAAUGGAUCGGGGCCAUUUGCAGCUUAGUACUUCUAUCUUCUGUUUUGUUUAUCAGCAUUAUUGUGUUCGAAAUAUAUGUGGAACCUGUGUCCCGUAGAAUGGCAAAUUUGCCUUUUUGCAUAUGGAUCGUUGGCCAGUGUGUGGCUUGGCUGUGUUCAUUUUUAAUAUGUGACCUCAUUUUGGCAUUUGCAGAGUAUAUGACUCCUGGUAGUUAUGUACCAAGCACAUGGAACAUACAUAACUCUUCGCAUCCCUCUAUCAAAAGGGUUACUCUUACCAAAGACCCAAAAAAGGAAGCUCAUCAAUGUCUUAUUGAAGCUAUCAAUAGAAAUCAGUUACUCUACUUCUUGGUUGCUAACCUAUUAACUGGAAUAGUGAACAUGACAAUCGACACCAUGCACAGCAGCAGUUUGUUUUCUCUCUUUAUGCUUGUCUUUUAUAUGUUUUCGAACUGCUUGAUCGUAUACCUUUUACACAUCAGAAAUAUUAGUGUUAAGUUCUGGUAGUAUUGCACUGUAGAAAUUGAUUUACAAUCAACAUUAAUUAAUUAACAUUUAAAACUCUGGGUUUUUCAGGUGGUAUAGUUGCUGUGUGUUUUAGAUAAUGUAUGUCAGUGGUCGUCAACCCUGUCCUCGGGGCCCACUAACAGGCCAGGUUUGCACGAUAACUGAAAUGCAUC